CAAGUGCACUUGCAAAAUCUGUGUAAUUUAGAAGUUACCAUAUAACAUUUACAUUUCUUUAUAUAAUUAAUAACAAUAAUUCGUGCCCUUUGAGAGUUAUCACAAACAAACCGGCAACAAGAUGAUGCGCUACGAGGGUGAAGAGAAACUAGCUGAUAACUCAGCCUGUGCGGGAGUUAGAGCUGAUUUAAAGAUGUGCCUGCUCGAGAGUGAUUGUUGUCGUGUUGAUAAGAAAACGCCGCGUGAGUGUCUCAAAGGAAACAAUGUGCCGGAAGAAUGUCAAGUACUGAGAAACACCUUCUUCGAAUGCAAACGUUCGCUGCUUGACACCAGACAAAGAUUCAGAGGACGCAAAGGCUAUUAAAGUUUUCAAAUAAUGUUACGCAUCCGGUUUGGCCUACCGCAAUGUUUUUUAUUUCAUAAUUUAAAUAAAAAUGAUAGUUAAAUACUAACUUAUGUUGUACAUACAAGAAUUACAUUAAAUGCUAAAAAAAGUG
Ceratitis capitata (Mediterranean fruit fly) is the source of this 497-nucleotide messenger RNA. Its product is annotated as cytochrome c oxidase assembly factor 5. Gene Ontology annotation, biological process: mitochondrial respiratory chain complex IV assembly. Lineage: Eukaryota; Metazoa; Arthropoda; Insecta; Diptera; Tephritidae. Gene Ontology annotation, cellular component: mitochondrion. Bases 122 to 364 code for a protein of 80 amino acids. The transcript has 3 exons. The record is from RefSeq and is a predicted model, not a curated record.